AUGGGUGGUGGAAAAUUACAUUUUCGAGACUUUCAAACUGAGAAUUUUAAACAUGAAGCCAUGAAAUUCAUCAUUAAAUUGAUUCAAAAAUCAAUUGAUAAACUGAACAAUAAUCCCCCAAUUACAUAUAUCAUGGCUACUGGUGGUGGUGCCCAUAAAUUUUACAAUUUAAUGACUAAAACCUUCCGGAAAUACAAAUUGCCAAUGAAAAUUAUCGCCAAGGAUGAAAUGGAAUGUCUUAUUCGUGGUUUAGAUUGGUUAAUCACAAAAAUCCCCAAUGAAAUCUUCACGUAUGAUUUAAUUGCUGAUCACACCAAGUUCACUGAUUUGCAAUCAGAAUCAAGCAUAUAUCCAUAUUUGCUAGUUAAUAUAGGAAGUGGGGUUAGUAUGGUUAAAGUCACUGGACCUGGUGAACAUGAAAGAAUUGGUGGUAGUACUUUAGGUGGAGGGACUCUUUGGGGUUUGCUUUCAUUACUUACCGAUGCCAAAGAUUAUAAUGAAAUGUUGGAAAUGGCACAACGUGGUAAUAAUGAAAAUAUUGAUUUAUUGGUUGGGGAUAUAUAUGGUACAAAUUAUAACAAAAUUGGUCUUAAGGCCCAUAAUAUUGCAUCGUCAUUUGCCAAGGUGUUCAAAAAAUUAAGAUUUACCAACAAGAAACCAGAAGAUAUCGCUAGAAGUUUACUUUAUUCCAUUUCAAACAACAUUGGUCAAAUUGCAUACUUGCAAGCUCUCAGAUUUAAUUUAAAGAGGAUUUAUUUUGGUGGUAGUUAUAUAUCCGGACAUAUGCAGACUAUUCAUACAUUAAGUUAUGCCGUUAAUUUCUGGAGUAAAGGAGAUAUGCAAAGUUAUUUCUUAAGACAUGAGGGUUAUUUAGGUAGUGUUGGUGCAUUCAUUAUGGGACCAGCCUCAAAUAAUAGCGAAUAA
Molecule: messenger RNA, 924 nt
Organism: Spathaspora passalidarum NRRL Y-27907
Lineage: Eukaryota; Fungi; Ascomycota; Pichiomycetes; Serinales; Debaryomycetaceae
Product: pantothenate kinase
Exons: 2
Coding region: 1-924 (307 amino acids)
Biological process (GO): coenzyme A biosynthetic process
Cellular component (GO): nucleus; cytosol
Molecular function (GO): pantothenate kinase activity; ATP binding
Source: RefSeq, a predicted model, not a curated record